Messenger RNA from Drosophila suzukii, 1844 nucleotides. Lineage: Eukaryota; Metazoa; Arthropoda; Insecta; Diptera; Drosophilidae. The record is from RefSeq and is a predicted model, not a curated record.
ACCUUCCUGAGACAGCAAGUCCGAAAGAGAAAGAUGCAGUGCCGCCCCAUUUCUUUGUGAAUACCGCCAAGUGCAAGAUUCCGUAUGUGGAUCCUUUCGAGCCGAAUGCCAUGGCAGUGUUCCACCCCGAGCACUUCGAGUCUUGUUCCAACGAAAGUGCUUUGGUAACCCCUAUCUAUGACGACAGCCGAAAGCGAUAUUUGUUGUUCAUCAACGAAACGCUAGCCUCUAUUAUUCUGAAAUCUAAUAGGGAGAAGUACAGCUGUUACUAUCAGAAGAUAAGCCGCAAUCGGCGGCACGACAGUUAUAAAAAGGCAAAACGGAAGUACUUCACUCAGAGCUACAAAGUACCUCUCGAUGUUCAUGGACUGAUUUUGGCCUGUCAUCGUCUUGGCAACGAGUCUGACAUUCUGCAGAGCGAUGCCUACAGCCUCAUCCAACACACCCCACCUCCCAAAGGACUUUCGAUGGAAGGAAGGAAAAGGAAGCCAAGUGUACUUAUGUUCGGCAUAGACAGCCUGUCGCGGAUAAAUUUGCGUCGAACGAUGCCAAAUGUCUUUAACUUCCUGAAGGGCAGCGGAUGGUUUAAGCUGCAGGGACACAAGAAGAUAAGCGACAACACCUUCCCUAACCUUCUGUCCAUUUUGGCUGGCUAUCAUCCAGACUCGGUCUUGGAAAAGUUGUGCGACUGGCGCUAAAAGGGCUGCCUGGACCAGAUUCCAUUCAUAUGGAAGCACUUCCGGAACGCCAGCUAUCUGACUGCCUAUGGCGAAGAUGAGACGGGCAUAAAUACAUUUAACUCGAUGGUACCCGGUUUUCUGGAGCAACCCACCGACUACUACCUCAGGCCCUUCCAACAGGACUGCUCUAUGAGGUACUGCAUUGGCCAAAGGAUCACCAGUAGCUACGCCUACGACAUGGCCAGGAAUUUCGCCAGGCGCUUCCUGCACGAGCGUCCCAUAUGGGGUCUUUUCUGGUCGAACAGCUUCAGCCACGACAGCUUUCAGAUGCCCUCGAAAAUGGAGGACUAUGUCCUGCAGUAUCUGCUGGAUUUCCAGGCGGAUGGAGUGUUCGAGCAGAGUAUUAUGAUAUUCCUCUCUGACCAUGGAGCUCGUUAUGGGCAAAUCAGGUACCUGCCCAGUGGGUUCCUGGAGGAGCGUCUGCCCUCGAUGUUUAUAUACUUGCCGCCAUGGUUCCGGGACCAAUAUCCGGAAUAUGUGUGCCUGACCUCCAACUACGAUCUGCACAACACCCUGAAGCACCUCAUCGAACUGGGGGGCACUCCAGGUGGCCAGAAACUCAACAAAGCCGCCGACUGUCCAAAGUGUCAGUCCGUAUUCCUGCCCAUCGAUGAGUCGAGGACUUGUGAGGACGCCGGAAUACCGGAGCACUACUGCACCUGCGUGCCAUUCAAAAGACUUCAGGCCCAUUGGGCCAGGCGGAUUGCUCCCCAGGUGAUAAGGCGAAUCAACGAAUACCUGGCCGCCAAGAAUCUCAGUGGCCUUUGCUCGGAACUAACUUUGAAGUACAUCCACCAUACUGAGAUCAAAAUCGACCUAGACCGGAAUUUCAAUGAUGAAGUGCCUUAUACAGAUGUGGCCACCUAUCGCACCAUGUUCAAAGUGAAUCAGAACUCUGCCGAUUUUCGAGCCACCGUUCUCUUCAACAUUUUCACGGGGUCUGUGGAAGUGGAGGUGCCCUCCAUCAGUCGGCUCGACAGUUAUGAAGAGGUUUCCACUUGCGUCGACGACAAAACCGACAAGAAGUACUGCAUUUGCAAAAUGAAUUAUUUCAAACGAUUCCUCAGAAGAAUCCUGGAGUUCAACAUUUUUAAUUUUAAUUAA